AUGCCGAAAAACGCGCGGGUGACACUUUGCUACGGACCUUAUGAAUCCAAUGGAGUCGUACAGCACAGGUGCUUCCGCUUGCAGGGUCUCCAGGCCGCCCUGGGAGCGCGCGGCCACCAGUGCGUCAUGGAGGAAACGCGCGAGUGGAACAAGGUGGAGCUCGUGGUCGGCGGGGAGGUCGUCUUCAGCUGCGAUAUCAAGCAGCUGCAGUUUGGUGGAGAUGGACAGCUGGACCCUGUCUGCAGAGAAGCUGUCAGUGCGGUGGAGAACGCUUACUGA
This is a messenger RNA of Chelmon rostratus (copperband butterflyfish), 279 nucleotides long. RefSeq names its product chromosome 11 C10orf53 homolog (gene c11h10orf53). The record is from RefSeq and is a predicted model, not a curated record. Lineage: Eukaryota; Metazoa; Chordata; Actinopteri; Chaetodontiformes; Chaetodontidae. The transcript has 3 exons. The coding region runs from base 1 to 279 and encodes 92 amino acids.